GACUGCUAGUGGCAUUUUUCUAUUUCUUGGCUCUUGCCAGUGGGAUAGCACUAACCCCUUAUAAGUACACAUGCUAGGGUUAGGGUUAAGUCACAAUACGCACAAAGGUGUACAGCUUUUUUUCCUUCUUGCUCAAUCAACCCAAAAGCUGGUUCUUUUCCUUAUUCCUCAUUCCUGUGCUUGAAUGAGUAAAUUCAUCACCAGGAACCCCCUCAACUCAUUUCCAUUGACACGUUCAGAAGAUUGUUUAGGGUUUUGAAAUAAUGAAGAAACGCCAAGUGGUAGUCAAAAGAGAUAAUGGGUCUGGAAGAUCUUCUACUACUUCAUCUUCAGUGGUGAGAAACGUGAGAUAUGGAGAGUGCCAAAAGAAUCAUGCGGCCAAUAUCGGGGGAUACACUGUGGAUGGUUGCAGGGAAUUCAUGGCAAGUGGAGAGGAAGGUACUACCGGAGCCCUUAUGUGUGCUGCUUGCGGCUGCCACAGGAAUUUCCACAGAAGGGAAGUGGAUACUGAGGUAGUUUGUGAGUAUUCUCCGCCUAAUUCUAGUCGAAGAUAGAUUUAUAACACACAUGUAGAGUGAAGAAUUAUAUAUUUAUGAUAUGAAUUUGACUGAUUGUUGUGUGAAAAUGGGAAACACAAAUUAAUCUUCAAGCAGUGUGAAUUUUCUUUCAAAAUUUGUUCAAGAUUGUAUUACUCUUCAACAAAAAUUGAGAGAUUUUCUUUUCUUUUUCUACUAA
Hevea brasiliensis (rubber tree) is the source of this 735-nucleotide messenger RNA. RefSeq names its product mini zinc finger protein 3. The record is from RefSeq and is a predicted model, not a curated record. Gene Ontology annotation, biological process: regulation of DNA-templated transcription; regulation of developmental process. The coding region runs from base 264 to 554 and encodes 96 amino acids. The transcript has a single exon. Lineage: Eukaryota; Viridiplantae; Streptophyta; Magnoliopsida; Malpighiales; Euphorbiaceae. Gene Ontology annotation, molecular function: transcription cis-regulatory region binding; DNA-binding transcription factor activity. Gene Ontology annotation, cellular component: nucleus.